Anneissia japonica is the source of this 5126-nucleotide messenger RNA. RefSeq lists its product as uncharacterized. The transcript has 2 exons. The record is from RefSeq and is a predicted model, not a curated record. Gene Ontology annotation, molecular function: protein binding. NCBI's taxonomy places the organism in Eukaryota, Metazoa, Echinodermata, Crinoidea, Comatulida, Comatulidae. Bases 176 to 3727 code for a protein of 1183 amino acids.
AUCCCACAGCAGUACAGAAAGAUCGAAUUGGGCCUAGCCAAUGGAGGCUUUAGUACCGUUGUCCAGUGCCAUUUCUUAACUAUUACAACAAGGGCCGAGGCUACGAAGACAGGCAUAAACGAGAGAAAGUUCGUGCGUCUAGUUGCUAAAACAAGAAAUCUAUGCUGUAAUAACAAUGGAUAGAAACAAAAGUCGACUGACAUGCCCAACAUGUAACGAUGUAUUCAAAAACCCAAGAACUUUAAGUUGUGGACACACGUUUUGCUCAAGAUGUAUUUCAAAUUCACCAGAAUACCAUGAUGAAAUGGAUGUCUGCACCAUAUGUGAUAGACAUACAAGCCCUGAACAUUUGGAGUGUGCACCAUACGUACGACACCUUUUGAAAGUGUUUAAGACGCUCAAGCAGGCUGCAGAUGGCCCAAGGUGUCCUUCUUGCACCAGCGAAGUAAUUUCUACAUCCCAUUGUGUAGACUGUGAUGAAUUUUAUUGUCAGGGAUGUUUGAAGAUUCACAACAAGAUUCCUUCAACAUGCAAACAUACAACCUGUUCAUUAAAGGAGUUGCUAACUAAAGAUCAGUUUGCUGUUAAGGAAGCAGAAGUAAUAAAUUGCUCAUCUCAUGUUCUUCCGAUUGAACUUUACUGCAUCACAUGUGAGCAAUCGAUGUGUAAGGCAUGUACCGGCCAUGAUUUCCAUGACGUUGAAGACAUUAAGGCAUCAUUUCAACACUUAGUGAACCAGGCUGAGCAAGUAAAAGAACUGACAGAAGCAAACAUCAUAAAAGUGGACAAAGCCUUAUCAGAGAUUGAAGAAGUAGAACACUUUUUAGAAAAGAACAAAAAAACGUGUCUUGAUAGUUUGGCUGACAUUGAACCUAUACUGUUGAGUGAGGUAAAUCAAGUAAUACAAAGUAUUAAGAACCAACUAGAAGCAGAGUAUGAGAGUAAGGUAUCGCAAGCAGAUACACAAGUUAUGCAUCUGUCUAAAUCUGGAAAAAACCUGACCAAAUCUUUAGAAAUUAUGGACCACUUGACUGAAGUUGACAACCCAGCGUUAGUUAUGGAUGCCUGCGCUAAGAUUGUACGCACAUUGCAGUCGGAGAAUGACAAGGCAAAUAGCCUUGAACCAGUCAUUAACCAGCACAUGAGAGUUUCAUUAGCAGAUGAUAACUUGAUUGACAAUCUCCAGAUAGUGCCUGACAUUGUGUGCCUGAAUGAUUCGAUUGCAAGAAAGUGUAAGCUCUAUGCUGUCACUAGUGAUAUCAUUACGUGUGGUCGUAUGUCAAAAUUUUAUUUACAGACCAACGACAUCGAUGGAAAUGCCGUAACAAUAGGAGGCGCCGAUGUCAGAGCUAUUUUCAAACAUCAUACAGGGAAACAGGUAGAAGCAGAUGUAUUGGACAGGAAUGAUGGCUCAUAUGAUAUCAUAGCUUCUUGUAAUGAUAAUGGAAAAUACUCAGUUAAAGUCUAUGUAUUUAAUCUACAAAUUCCUGACGUGCCCGAGAUCACAGUGGUUCGCUGGGUAACACCCAAAAACGACUAUGUCGUAUCUAAGGGAGAACAAUUCUAUAUAAAUCUCCAAGCCACUGAUGAUUGUGGCAUCAUUUUUCCAAAUGUUCAGGAUAAUUUUAUCGCAGACCUGAUCUCCCCGACUGAUGAUAUCAUCAAUCUGAACGUCUUACGUGGUGAUGGCUCAUAUGAGGUCAAAACUACACUGCUAGGUGAACCAGGUCACUGGAAGAUUUCAUUCCGAAAUGAAAUUGAGAAUAUUACUUGUGUUGAUAUCUACAUGUUGGAUUGGUGUUUUGACAUAACAGAUACAAUUAAACAACUUGAGCAAUGUUUUCAGAUAACUGUCGUAGCAACCACUGCAUCUCCUUUACGCGAUCCAGAAAAUGAACCAGCGAUGGACAUAGCAUUGGAAAAUCCAGACGGGCACGCAAACACACUACGCGCAGUAAAAAUAGACAAAAGAACGUAUCGAUUAACUUUAAAGUGUGAUAGUUUAGGGGAAUGGCUCGUAAGGGCAAGUGUAUUUAACUGGCCUCUUCAGAGAGUUCAUAUUAACAUAAUAGAGUGGACUGUUGAUGCUCUGUCCUCCCUAACAUGCGGAGAAGAUUUUGAUUUCAGGGUCCAGGCAUCUGACGUACACGGAAAUAUAGUACAUACUAACACAGCAUUGAAAUCACAGGUAAUGAGUCCCACAGGUCAGGUUGUAGACCUCCAAGUGAAGCCAUUAGACUGGGGUGUGUUCGUUAUCAAAGGUAAUUUCAAUAUCGUUGGUUUGUGGUCAUUGAAAGUUAUUGCUGAUGAAAUGGUAAUUUCACCUAUUCACAGUAUCAAUGUCUUCAAAUGGAAGUUGGAUGAUGAUUACAUUGUCCUUACACGGGGUGAACCAUUUCAGAGACAGCUAAUAGCUAUCGACUCUAAUGGAGAGACAGUUGGUGAAGCUAAAGGAAACUUUACGGCUGUUUUAAACAGUAACAGUUUCGAGGAUAAUAAAGUUGAUGUAAUGAAUACAUCAAAGGGAUUUUAUUACGUCAAAGGGAAAUGCUUUGAGGUCGGGAUUUGGAAGUUACAAAUUAUGAUUAAUGCAGAUACAAUCAUUGCGGCAUUGGAUAUACAUGUUAUUGAUUGGGCGGUUGACAAAGGUCUUAUCAAAUUGUCAGUUGGACAAACAUUUAAGACUAUAGUAUCAGCAAUUAAUGCUGAAGGACACAAAAUUGUGGUUGAAAAACAAGACGUUUGUGGAAUUCUUCGAAAUCCGAAAGAUCAACAAAGGAAAUCUGAAACUGUUAAACUCGAUGACGGUUCUUACCUUGUGACUGGUGUGUGCAAUGUUGCCGGUUUGUGGACCCUAGAUAUCGCCGUUAAUGGGUACAUAAUCCGUGACAUAGAAGUACUAAUUGAUGCUGUUAAAGAGGAAGCUAUUAAACAUAUUGAGACAAAGUCGCUUUGGGGAAACAAUAACCCAGGAAAUCUCACCGGCUUAGCAAGCUAUUCAUGCGGCAGUGUUCUUCUUUGCAACAAUUCUAAUGAGAUCCUUCAGAUAACUACUACUGGUACAUUCCUGACAAGGAUUUUUCUCCAAGAUGAACAACGCCAGAUAAGUUGCAUUUGUUCUUGUAAAGAUGGCAGGAUUGUCCUUUUAGACAAGGCAAAACGUGAAAUACUUGUUCUUCCCCGAUUUGGUCAAGGCAUUUCCAGCACAUUUGGUAGCACAGAAUUAAUAUUGCCAUUCAGUGUUACCGUCGACGAAAACACUAAUCACAUUUUUGUCGUUGAUCAUUUUAAAAGUUGUGUGUUCAAGUACAGUUUUUCUGGAGAUUUAAUAAAGAUCAUAGUCUCUGGUAAAUCUGCUGGAGAAUUAAAGCAACCAACGUUUGCAGUAAUCAAUAUCGAUGGAAACCUGUUGAUUUCAGACAAUGACAACUGUAGCAUACAAAUUUUUGACAAUGAUGGCGAAUUUAUUAGGUCAUGGAAAUACACAAAAAGUAAAGGAUUCAUGGUUAUGCCACGGCGUCUUCUGAUUCAUCAAGAUGGCAAAAUGGUUAUCACAGGUGAUCAUGACCUUCAGCUGCUGGACGAAAAUGGUAGCCAUAUGAAGACAAUUCAUGAGAACAUCAAUAGAUUGAUGAACCCACAUGGUAUUGCACUAACUUCAGAAAUGCCAAGGCAAGUGGCAUUUUUCGGCUUGGGUUCUAGUAAACUGUUAGUGAAACAUUACUAAAUACGUUAUUAAAAACGUGUCAAUACGGUGUUCUGAAGUACCAUUGUAGUUUGUAAAAGAACAGUCCGUAAAAAGUGCGAUUAUAAUAGUCUAAUGUACAAUAUGUCAAUGAACGGCAUUCCAGAAUAAUUAGGAGACAGUGUUUCUUUUGUUUCAAUGAUUAUUCAAGUGCCUUCAUGAUAAUUUAAAAAAAAAAGAAGAAAAACCGGAAUAGUAAUUUGUACGAACAUUAAAAUUAUUUUGUUUAAAAGAAGAGUAAAUUCAAUGAUUUAGUUGAUUUGAGUUUUUUUAUUUUUUUAUUUUAUGAGGCAUAUCAAAGUUUUAAUUAAUUGUAGAAGAGGGCAGUAUAAGAGUUAUAAUACCUUGCGAAUGACGUUUCAACAAAGUUAGGAAUGACUACAGUAGUACGAUUGUUAUACUUUUCAUCCAGGUUUUAAUUGAUUACCAUAAGAAGACCAAAUUGAAUUCGUUCGUGUUAUCAACACUGUAAGGCUCUGUUUACACUAUCAAAUUUUGUAUGUCCAUAUUUUUUUUUUGUAAUAUGACGUCAUGCCCAUAUAUGGGCACAUCACACAAUGCUUCAACUUACUAGUGUUCCUAUGAUUCCUAUUGAUUUAAUCAAUCAAAGCUCAAUGGUGAUACUGUAAAACCUCUAAUAUAAAUCCUGGGUCACUAUUGUUAAGAAUAAAUUAGAUAUUAGACAAUAAUAACCCACCCAUUUUUCUUGUGCCAACACCACAUGUAACUAUUUAAGUUACUCAAAACAAAUCGCUGGUAGGCGUUAUUUUUACAUCGAUUUAUUGUUGAAGAAACAAAAGCCACAUGUAAAGCAAAAUGUUGAUUUCAUUGUCAAUUUGUAAUUCUGUAUUUUUUAGGCAGUCAAAUAUUAACACCACUACAUUAGCGUAAUGGGUCAUUAUUAAAGAUGAACAUUAUAAAGUGCUGAUAAAGUCAAUAGUAGAGUACUGGGUUUCUAUUAGAAGUUUUACGGUAUCAGUGUUAAUUGUGUUAUAUUUCAACAUAGUUUUAAGAAAUGUACAGUAUGAAGAACUUACAGUGUUUUAUAAUGAUUUACGUUAGGCCUAAUGUUCUCUCUGUCUUGCUACGUAGUUCUAGAUAUAAAAAAUAUUGAAGAUGAACUUUUAAGAUGGGUUGCAAUUAAAGCAUGUGUCAGCAAUACAUAACUGGGUUUCUACUUUACAGUAUCAGCAUGGACCUAGGGUACAUGGUAUCAGUAAUAAUAAUUGUGUUAUAUUUCAAGACAAGGUUUUAUGGCACAGUAGAAAUGUACAGUAUGAAGGAUUUAUUAUGUAUUUUUAAUAAUUUACGUUAAUAUUAUCUCUGUGUUGCUAUACGUUGUUGCAGACUUAAUUAAAAAAAAUGUUAGUUAACCAGUCAA